Molecule: messenger RNA, 3791 nt
Organism: Oryzias latipes (Japanese medaka)
Lineage: Eukaryota; Metazoa; Chordata; Actinopteri; Beloniformes; Adrianichthyidae
Source: RefSeq, a predicted model, not a curated record
UCAUUGAAGAAAAAAGGUUCAGAGCACUGUCUAGUGGGUCUAGAUGACCCAAAUCCAAUGGUAAAGUGCCUAGGAUAGAACAAGGGUUAUCCGUCACGCCAUUAAAGUCAGACGCAGGUGACGUUGGCGUCCGGUUGUUAGCAUCCACUCUGACGUCUUCACCUUCAUCACAAAGUCUGAGUUUAAAGCAGCAAACAGAUUCAAUCGAAUCAAGUUGAAACUUGUAAAAAUGAUAUUUAGGAACAAAUGAAGAUGGUUGGACUUUAACUUAACUUUAUGUAAAAGCAAAAUAUGAAAAAUCGUUUUUCCCUGAACGAUGAUCUGAGUUGAGUUUUCAGUGUAAUAAUGGGAUUCUAUGGGAAAAAACUGCAAAGAGGCUUUUAUGGAAUUAUUCACAAAACCUACAAAUCCUCGAUUCUUUUUAAACUAAACUUCUUUUAGGAGCAUUUUAACUUGAAAAAUAGUUUUUUCCAAAACCAGAAGCUUUAAAAUCUUGAAGGUAAACUUCAGCCUCGUUCAGAUCGGUCCGUGAAAGUAAAGUCUGACAUGAAAGCGGCCCGCGGCCGGGCAAAGGUACAGAGCAAUGCUGAGGAGCCUUGUUUUUUCUGAAUCUGUAGAAAGGUGGACGCUCAUUUCCUGUUCUUAGCCCAAACGCAUGUUUCUCUGUAGAUUUUCUUUGCACGCUCGCCGGUAAAUCAGCCUGAAGCGCCCAGGAUUGGCUGAAGACCUGCAGGAGUGAUCUGUGGGACUCACGCUGGGUUUGUGCUGCUCUUUCAGCUGCAGACAGGUGUGAGCUGCAGGUGAGUGGCCGGGCGGCCUGGCUGCCCCCCCGCCUCCAGAUGAAUGAAGAGCACUCCGGGACACAGAGACUCAGCUGAUACAGGGCAUGCAGGGGUUUCUGCAAAUAUGAUGAAGAAAAAGAAUCCACACAAAAAGCAUAAGAGCAGUCUAGGCCCGGCCACCAAAGUUCUGUCUCAGCCUCGGCGCGACAUCGUCGGCUGCAGGAUCCAGCACAUCUGGAAGGAAGGAGCAGGACAUGUGGUGUGGAAAGGAACUGUCCUUGACCAGGUGCCAGUAAACCCGUCCCUCUACCUGAUCAAGUACGAUGGGUUUGACUGUGUUUAUGGUCUGGAGCUUCAUAAAGACGAGAGGGUUCAGGGCCUGGAAGUGCUCCCCGACAGAUUGGCUAAAUCUCGCCUGACGGACGUGAACCUGGCAGACGCCAUGAUCGGUAAAGCGGUGGAGCACAUGUUUGAGACGGAGGAGGGUCCCAAGGAGGAGUGGAGGGGGAUGGUGCUGGCCCGCGCUCCCAUCAUGACCACCUGGUUCUACAUAACGUAUGAGAAAGACCCCGUCCUGUACAUGUACCAGCUGCUGGACGACUACAAAGAAGGAGAUCUCCGGAUUAUGCCCGACUCCAAUGACAGUGUUUCGGCUGAGCGGGAGCCCGGCGAGGUGGUGGACAGCCUGGUGGGUAAGCAGGUGGAGUAUGCCAAAGAGGACGGCGGCAAAAGAACAGGCAUGGUCAUCCACCAGGUGGAGGCCAAGCCGUCCGUCUACUUCAUCAAGUUCGACGACGACUUCCUCAUUUACGUGUACGACCUGGUCAAAACUUCCUAAAGACUCUGCAGACGUCCCGAUGCCCUCCCACUCGCCAGACGCUAAAUGCAGCCCAUCGGAACGCUUUUAACCAAGACGAUGGAAACGUGAUUGGCCGUUCCUAAGAAUCCAAGUAAUGAGCUUCAAUUCACCGAGAACAAAUGCUAAAUUCGGCUAAAUUGAUUGCAGCAAGUUGUAAACGUUUCCACGUAAAGCAAAAGGCUGAAUUUGAAAACAAAACUUUUAUUUAGGAGGAUUUAGAAUCCGAUGUUCUAACAGAAAUAGAGGAUCUUAAAGCGUUGUUAAAUUAAACUACAGAGUCGGCAUGUCCGUUCCAAACACUACACCUGAGCAGAGGAAGUGUGGUUCCUCUGUCCCAUUUCUGCAGUUCUCUUCACGUUUUGCCAUUUUGUCUCGAACCUCCUCAUGCGAGCAGCUCUGCAGGGACGACAUGCAGACGGAGAGCGUGACGACAGAAGGAAGGCGCUUUUAGACAAAGUGGUAUUGUUGGGUAGGAAGAACAUGAAGGAUGGUUGGUGGUUUCAGUCAUGAAGGAGCCGUCCCGACGCCCUUUUCUACCACUGACAGGAACCGAUCCACAGCACAGGCUGAGAAACUGGUAAAAAAAAAACACACACUUCUGUGACGACAGUAUUAGUAAGCCCAUGAAAAUGUCAGCUGGGUGUAAAAAAACCAUCAUUUCUUUGAACAAAUCUAGAAUAAUUCCACGUCUCUGCCAUUAGAGAGCAGGUUCAAAACAAACAGUGCGUCAUCUUUUUGGCUUAAACAUAGGUUUCUUCAUCAUGAUGAAGAACUAAGCUGUUCAGCACGGGUUGGACUCUGGGAUUGCGCGUGGAGUCCGCAGACGUGCUCAGAGCUGCAUGCAGGCCCCGUGCCGGUGGGACGGAUGAAACGUUGGUGCUGACCAAACCCACAGACGGUUCCACGGCGUUGGCGGAAGUCCUCCGACUCCUCCGGUUAAAAGCUGUGACUCCAGAGUUUUUGUUGUUGCCAAACUCCUUUCUGUGGUGAAACUGUUAGAUGUUGACGAUGGCGGGACUGGUUUUUUAUGUUAUUUCACUAAAGCCUUUGAAUUUGCUCGUGCUGUCUUUUGUAAGUCGUUGGUGAAGUAACAGGGGGAGAGAAAGACGGACUUGACUGAAGCGGAUUUCAGUUUCAAACCCGAGAACAAAGCUGUGAUGUGGUGUGGAGCCGCACACACCCGCUCUGGAUUUUUAAAGGAACGAGAGGCGGACGGCAAAGAUCUGGGAGCACGUCGGACUGUGGAUGAUGGACACUGGGGCAGUCGGGACUCUUGACUCUCAAAGGCUUCAUGGAGACGGCCGGCGCUGCAGGACAGGAUUCGGUUCCAUUUCUUAUCCCUGCAGCGAAGGUUUCCCUCUUUGUGUUUACGCUCGAACCAAAAGCGCGGGUCUCCUUGAGAGGUAAACUCCGUUUCUGCUUGGAAACACAGUGUCCGGUAUUUGCAGAUGAUUCUUUCUGUUCCACAGCAUGUAUGCAGUAAGAGAGGACUUGGUUGUGUUUAAUAUAAGUGUAUAAGAGAUUAACAGCCAGCAACGGUUCAAAUCGCCUUUCUCACAAAUGUGUUUUUCGUUUUUAUCUGGACUUAUUCUAGACUGAAGGUUUCACAAACUCCUGUUCUGUGUCCAGCUAUGGUUCCUGGUGGAUUUUCCCUUUUCCUCUAAAAACCCAAACUCCUACUCCGGCUGACAGGUUCUGGUUGAAUUGGGUUAGAAUUCCUCCAAACAAAAGUCACGUCACGGACCCGGCGCCUUGGUCUGCACACAGCAAGAGUUGUGUAUCCAAACCUUCAGCGUGUGUACGUCCUGUGAUGUAGUUAGUUGCUGAGGCAGAUUCUUGUUGAUAUUGUUCUUAAAAAAAAAGGGGGACCCUGAGGUUCUCCAAAGUUGUGUAUCUUUUUGGUUAACAGAGUACAAUUGUGGUCAUUUCAACAGGAAUUCUUUCUAUUAGAAAAAAAUAAUGUGUUACUACUAAGGCUUCACUCAUAGCCGGGAUCAUUGAAGUCAUUUUGCUAUCAAAGUGAUCACACAUUAUUGUGGUUACUGUCACAACUCUGGCCUUUCAUCAUCCUUCUGCCUUGUAUUGUUUGUUUUUGUAUGUUUAAAAAUGUAUGUUAAUAAUUUUUAUUGUUAAUGGAAAACUACACAUUU